Molecule: messenger RNA, 1623 nt
Organism: Adineta steineri
Lineage: Eukaryota; Metazoa; Rotifera; Eurotatoria; Adinetida; Adinetidae
Source: the annotation of a GenBank genome assembly
AUGGCUAAUGCAGCUGUUAUUUCAAAGAAGCCAUCUUCGUUUAUCUAUGAAAAUUUAGUGUCUCAAGUCCAAAGCAUUCAAAAUCAAAUUAUGGAAAUGGAAAACAUCAUUAGUAGUCAAUUGGAAAAAGAAAAGAAAAUACAAAAUGAAUUAAAAUCUCGUUCAUUCAUAUUCAUAGAUCCAUAUGGAAACCGAACAACAAAUAUAUAUAUGGAUCAUGAAUCAAUCAAUAAAAUACUUCGAGAUUAUAAGAAAAAUUAUGUUCCUAAAUAUCUUCAACAAUGGAUACAAAUUGGUACUAAAAAUGAUGAUAUUAUCUCGCCAUUGAGUGAAUCUCGAUUGAAAUCUACUGUAUCUCAAUAUGAGAAUGGUUAUGAAUUUGUUUCAUAUGGUGAAAUAUCUGUCUUUAUUGGAAUACACGAAAAGUUUUGGCCUCAAAGUAUUGUUAUAAAUAUGUUAUUAAUGGAUAAUAUUGAUAAAAUAAAAAUGAAAAUAAAACAACAACGACGAUUUCCCGAUUUUGAAUUAGAAUCAUGUAUUAUAGAUCCAAAUAAAAGACCAAAUAAAACAAAUUGGAAAGAAGGUGCGAUUUUAAAACCAGAAGAAACUGUUAUGUCAAGUCAAUUAUAUCAAAAUAAUUGUAUCAUUUUGGCAAAAGUCAUUGACAAUAAAUUUGAUAGUGAUAGCAGCUAUGAUUUUGGUUUAUUUGUAAAAACUCUCACUGGAAAAACUAUGAUUCUCAAUGUGAAUUCUCAAAUGAAUAUGUUAACUAUCAAGGAAUUGAUUCAAAAUGUUGAAGGUAUUCCUCCUGAUCAGCAACGUCUGAAGUUUUAUGGAAAAAAAUUAGAAGAUCACAAAACUCUUUCAGAUUAUAAUAUAUCAGAAAAAAGUACACUUCAUUUAAUAUUAGAAUUGCGAGGUGGAAUGUAUCAUUUUACAAGUGGUCGACAAGAUUUUCGCUGUUUGCCUUAUGAGAGUAUGAAUGCUAUUCAAAAUGUUCUAACAUUCAAGUUUCAAGAUAUGCAUAAUAUUCAAGAAUUAUCACCAUCUGACUUGCAGAAUUCUAUUCUACAAGCAAAAACUAUUAUGUCGACUUUAUAUAGUAAGACUAGAGGGAUUUAUACCAUAGAUAAUAUUACACAGUUGAAGAACAUUAUUCUACCAAUACCCAAUGACAAUGAAGAUAAUGGUGAUGAUGAACAUAACACUCUCAAACAUCUACUUAUUAAAGAAGAACAACUUCGACUUAGUUCACAAACUCAACAAUUAUUAUCAUCUAUUCAAGAUCGAACAGAUAUUGAUUGGAUGGAUAUUAUUGAUCAAUUACAAACACAAUUAAUCAAAGAAACAAUUGGUCAAGAUGCAACAGAAAGUGAAAUUCAACAUGGUUUAAAUAUAUUGAGAAGUGCCCAUGAGUUAUAUUCAAAUGAUGCAGAAUUUCAUAAUUUAUCUCUUUAUGUUCGACAUAAUCGUGCAAGACAAGGUCAUUUUCGAGUUGGUGAUGAAGCUAUUGAUAUUGAAUUAUUAAAUCUUAAUAAUGAAUUUGUAUCAUUAUUCUCUUAUUCUCGUUCUCCUUGUCAUUCUAAUAAACCAUUAUUAAUUAUUGGUGGAUCAUAUACAUGA